Molecule: messenger RNA, 2667 nt
Organism: Phytophthora sojae
Lineage: Eukaryota; Oomycota; Peronosporomycetes; Peronosporales; Peronosporaceae
Exons: 2
Coding region: 242-1039 (265 amino acids)
Source: RefSeq, a predicted model, not a curated record
GAUGACGUAGUGAAUGCAUCAGAGCUUGCCACAUCUGUGGCCGUGCAGAAGGCUGCGACGGUGACUGCCGGGGACAAGAAGGCGGAGGACCGCAAGGCUAAGCGCAGAGCGCAGGUGGCUAUCAGUGCACGACGCCACCGUUCCCGCAAGAAAGUAAGUGCUUGCGCCUGUGUAUUGGACGGUACAGAAGAUCGAAUGGAGAGAGCUAAUUUGUUGUGCUACCUGCUGCUUGUAGAACGAGAUGAUCAACUUGAAGAAGGAGGCGAGCUACCUGAACUACCAGCUGGACUUCCUGCGCUCCAAGCACAAGCUGAUGCGUGCCGAUGGAGCCGUGGCCGAGUGGGAGGAGAAGGCCAUCGCCCAGCGCCACAAGCGCCGCCAGGCCGAGGAACUCAACAUGCAGCUGCGCUACGCGCUAUUUCAGCAGAGUGGCUAUCUCAACAACUUCAAGGCGAUGUUCUCACUUGGCCUGCCGUCACACAGCAUGGAGCUCAACAUGCGGCGCUUCCUGCACACUUACACUCACCUGCGGAAAGAUCCGCAGUCUCGUACGCGCGACUUGGUGUCCGUCUGCACGGAUGCCAAGCUGGAGCUGGGCAUGCAGACGGUUCUGCGUGAGACUGAGGGCAUUCCAGUUCUGCGUCCGCACAUCAGCACGCGACAGAUCAGCACGAGUUCAACGGAGUUCGGCGCGUCCACUGUGGCAGUGUACGCUUUCGACACGAUGAACACGGUGCAGAUCUUCCUUGCUGCGUGUGGGGCCAUUCUGGGAUGCGGCAGUGCGUGGCCCAACUACACGCAGCUGGACUCGUACGGAAAGGUUGUGGACUCGCCUUCCGACAGUAUUCGCUAUGGCGUUUCAGGGUGCCGCUACCGCAGCGAAGACGGCCAGGACGAAGUGGCUGUCGAGAGCCGUGGACUGUCAUAUUACAAGAUCAUGGAUCGAUGCGCAGUGUUGGUGUGGGACUACGCUGACGACGACGACCUGUACCUGAUGAACAAGAAUACGCUGGUCAAGCGCGACGUCAUCGGAACGUAAGUUUGUCGCCAUCUAUUCUGCCUUCAUUACUACUGUGGAUGGCGCUAACAUGCUUGUCUGCUGUGUUUCACAGUGUGGUGGUCCGGCCCGAGGUUUGUGAAGACGGCGUUGAGCGCGUCGUGUGCCGCAGCAUUUGCACCAAGGUGCACUCGGCGAGCAUGACUCAACUGUCUCCGGACAUCCGCCGGUUCUCCAAGUCGAAGAAGAUGGGCGCGCAGAUCUGUGGCUCGAUGGUCUACCAGACCAUCGUCGGCCACUGCCCGGAUGCCCGACCAAUUGCCGCAUAAAGAAGUCCGACAUGCGUCCUCGUCUUUGGUUGAAUAUUUAGUCCAGCUUACAGUAGGGUUGUUGACAAAGGAUAACGGAAUGAAAAGCUGAAGUUGCACUUCUGUAGUAAAAGCUGAAGUCUAGUUUAACUGGACCAAGCGGAUCACAAGUCGCUCGGGAUCGUCACCAUGACCUUGACCACGCUGCCGAUUGGCAGACCCACGGCACUCGUGAACGUGGCCGAACUGACCUCGUGGAAUAGGGGACCACAGUUUUUGUGAGUCAAUAGUACCAAGUCAAAGCACCCUUGGCACUUUGCCAGACACGAAUGCACUCAACUCGACGAACGCUCCUAUGAGCCUCCCCGCUGGCUACGUGAACCCCUCGGCCGAUGCCGGUACGCCUCGUGCGCUCUAUAGUGCACCGUAAGCAGCCAGCAGCCCUCUAACGUGCCGUCGUUUGAUUGAUUCGCUAGACGCAUCCGCACCCGCCCUCGAGCCUCUAAUUGGAGAGGCCACAGACAACCAAGCACGAGAUUUAGCGGCGGCCAAAUGGACGAUGCCGAUCUGAGUUUCUUGUCUGAGCUGCUGUCUCCUGACCCGAACGCUCUCAGUGUCAUCCCCGUGGUGAGCGCUGCGCCCUCUCCGUCAUCUUCGAUCCACAGCGUCGACAGCAGUAACAGCGCCGACAGCGCGCAGUCCCCUGACGAGUUCGACGGCACGCGAGACGCGCAGCGGAAGCGGAAGGUAGUAUCCUCCCCAGAGUCUGAGGACGCUCAGGUGGGCGACCGAGACGAGAGACGCCGAUUACUCAGUGCUAAGAACGCACGCACGUAUCGCUCUCGAAAGAAGACCGAGCUGGUGACAUUGAGGGAGCAAGUGCAUCGUUUCGAGGAGCAGCUGAAGGCGCUGCGUCUAAGGCACAACGCAUUGAGAGCUGAUGGCGCCGUGGCGUGUUGGGAAGAGAAGGCUAUUGCUCAGCGUUUUAAGCGUCGUCAAGCGGAGGAGAUCAAUGAGCAGUUGCAGCAGGCACUGUUUGCCCACAGUGGAUUCGUGAAAAUCUCAAGUCGAUCUUUACCGAGUCAGCACCUCCAAGCGCGGCGCUCAACAUGCGGCACUUUCUUCACAAGUACACGCACUUGCGGAAAGACCCCCAACUUCGUGCGCGUGACCUGGAAGCUGUCGGAACGGCCGCAAAGAUAGAUCGAGCGAUGCAAUUUGUGCUGCGUGAGACCUCGACGAUCCCAGCAUCAACAUCUCCGGAGAUUUUGUUCCAAGAGCUCAACCUCGGUGCUGAGGGCCUCGGCAAGACGAGCACGGCGGUGUAUGCGUUCAACACGAGGAAUGCAAGCAACGCGUUCG